Messenger RNA from Thunnus maccoyii (southern bluefin tuna), 1538 nucleotides. RefSeq names its product iron-sulfur cluster assembly factor IBA57 (gene iba57). Bases 135 to 1244 code for a protein of 369 amino acids. Gene Ontology annotation, molecular function: protein binding. The transcript has 3 exons. The record is from RefSeq and is a predicted model, not a curated record. Gene Ontology annotation, cellular component: mitochondrial matrix. NCBI's taxonomy places the organism in Eukaryota, Metazoa, Chordata, Actinopteri, Scombriformes, Scombridae.
AAGAAAGGGGAACGAAGAAGAAGAAGAAGAAGAAGUGUCAUCAUAAUACAUCCAUGGGUGUCCUGUGUUAUGUAGCUGUCAACAGUUGUUAGUAGGCGGACUAUCCAUCUAUCUCUCCUACGUAAUAUACUCUUAUGACAAUGUUCAACAUGGGGGUCUUGUGUGUCGCCAGAAGCGCGUUCACGUCCAGCCGUUGUCUCGGUGUUUACGCCAGAGCAUACACCGGUCGGUAUUUCUGCUUUACGUUUCUCUCCGGUGUUUCAGCUCCGACGGGUAUCCGUGUGAGGAGGUACAGUCAGGAGAAAAAUGUCCCCGGACAGUUUGUGUGCUAUCACCUUAAUCAUAGGACCCUGCUGAAAAUCCAGGGACAAGACACAGGCCCGUUUCUUCAGGGGAUCAUUACCAAUGACAUGGAGCUGCUGGAGGAGCCUGGACCCAGAGUCAUGUACUCACACAUGCUCAGUGUGCAGGGGAGAACGCUGUAUGACAUAAUGUUGUACAGUCUAAAAGAAGCAGAUGCAGGGUGUGGCGUUUUCCUGGAGUGUGACAAAACAAUAAAGGACUCAAUCUUGAGACACUUGAAGGUGUACAAGAUCCGCAGAAAGGUCAACUUAAACCCAUGUCCAGAGCUCUCUGUGUGGGCGGUGCUCCCCCAGCAAAAAAACCCGGGUCAGCAGGUCAGUAAACCUGAGCUGUCCUCCCCAGAAAAGGCUCUGGUAUGGGAGACAGAUCCUCGAACUCAGGAAAUGGGCUGGAGACUGGUUUUGGACAGUCAAGUUGACCCCUUGGAUAUCAUUGCAUCAUGUCAGAAAGGUGACACAGAGGAGUACCACAGACAUCGCUAUGCAAUAGGACUUCCUGAGGGAGUGAAGGACCUUCCUCCUGGGGUGGCAUUACCACUAGAGUCAAAUCUUGUAUACAUGCAGGGCAUCAGUUUCAGCAAGGGCUGUUACAUCGGCCAGGAGCUCACAGCCAGGACGCAUCACACGGGGGUGGUUCGGAAACGCCUGAUGCCAGUACGCUUGUCAGCUCCUGUUCAGGACCUCAAGGAAGGAGCCGCGCUGCAAACACAGUCAGGCAAGCCAGCUGGGAAGCACCGAGCAGGGAUUGGGGAGCUAGGCCUCAGCCUAAUCCGCCUGGCUCAUGCCAAAGAGGAGUUGAUGCUCAAAUCUUCUGACGACACCACAGUGACACUUGAGGUCUCUGUGCCAGACUGGUGGCCUAAGGAUGUGAAAAGCAACUGAGGAGGAUGUUUUAUAGCUCCCUAAAAUGUGACAUGCAUCACAACUGACAGAUUUGUCAUAGACAGAACCCUGAAGUACAGUAUGUUGCACAGCUGUACAGCACUGACCCAUAUUUGUAUUUUGUUUGCAAUAGAACCUGCUUUUAGAGUGAUUUUUCCCAAAUUGUAUAUUAUUUACAGCAUAAUUAUGAUAUUUAAUGGACGUACUGCAGCACUAUACAAGAAGAUAUACAAACCAUGACAUGGUGUUGGUGGAAUUUUAAUAAAUUUUCAAAAAAGCAAUGCAAAAACUCAA